AUGUUAGCAGUAAUAUUCUUUGUUUUAAUAACUUACUCGACUACUAAUAUUCAUUCAAUAAUUACAACAUCUAAACCCCAAGAAAUCAAAUAUAGAAAAAAAGCUAUAGAUAACAGUUUAGGAGAACCACUAACUAUAUGGUGUAGUGUUUCACAUCCAUCAACAAUUAUAUCUGCAUACUUUGUAAAAGCAAAUGAUAAAAAAGGGAUUUCAAAAGUUGAUGGUCGUCUUAUAUCAUCUCAAAAUACAUCAUAUACAUUUCAUAAACCAACAGUUAAUGAUGCUGCACAAUGGAAAUGCUUAUUAAAAACAAGUACUGGAGAAGAAGGGGCAUAUUUAGAAAUAUAUUCUCGUCCUGUGCUUUUAAAUACUAAUGAUUCUAAAGUCCAAUAUGUUUAUGAGGGUAAAGACUUACCAUUAAAUUGUAUAGUAAAAGGACAUCCAAAACCCGUAACCAAAUGGACGAGAAAAGAAAUUCCUAUUCCAUACCGUAAUAAAGAAUAUAAUAUCACUGGUAGUAGCUUAACAUUAAAAAAUGUACACCAAGAUAAAGGUGGUAUCUAUAUAUGUACAGCGAUAAAUAAAUUUAGAGUUAAUGGAAGUGAACAUGUAUACAAGACAAUAAUGGAGCAUGAAAUAAAAGUUAAGUCAGAGCUUGGUUGGAUUUUGCCUUUAAUUAUCAUAAUAGUAACAUUAAUAGUAUUGGUUACUGUUAUAGGAGUAUGUGAAUGGAGAAAAAGAAAUAUUCAAUUGAAUUCUCAGGAGUAUGAAUAA
Messenger RNA from Strongyloides ratti, 774 nucleotides. RefSeq names its product Immunoglobulin subtype 2 domain and Immunoglobulin subtype domain and Immunoglobulin-like domain and Immunoglobulin I-set domain and Immunoglobulin-like fold domain-containing protein. NCBI's taxonomy places the organism in Eukaryota, Metazoa, Nematoda, Chromadorea, Rhabditida, Strongyloididae. Gene Ontology annotation, molecular function: cell adhesion molecule binding. The transcript is spliced from 2 exons. Gene Ontology annotation, cellular component: cell-cell junction. Bases 1 to 774 code for a protein of 257 amino acids. The record is from RefSeq and is a predicted model, not a curated record. Gene Ontology annotation, biological process: cell-cell adhesion.